UACAUCUUUUCUUACAGAACAGUAAUAUCAUAACACAGAUUAAAUAUAUUCAACAAACAAAAAUUUCGAAGAACAGAUCAAAUGUAUAUAAAAAUCUGUUUAACUUAUUAAUUAUUAAUAUAACAAUAUUUAAUAGAUUUCUCAUUAUGUCAAGAAGCACGUUUUUCAUCUAUCAAUAAUCAAUUUAUCAUCGCACGAUAUAUUCAUUUCAUAUUUAUCUCAUUAUAAAGCUAUAACUAAAAAAUAUAUAUGUGUAAUAUACAUUUUUCAAUUAUAACAUUAUAACGAGAUACAUAUACAAAACGUAUCAUUUAUAAAUGUCAUAACUGACAUAACUAAUAUUGUAUUAAGAACAAUUUUGUCAAACAAGUUGAAGAGACUGUAAGUAUCGAUUACGUUCUGUCUCUUAGUCAGACGGUUCCGUAAUUUUUUUCAUACUGUUCGAUGCAUGUCCGCGCAAGCGCUGACGUACUUCGUUGAAAAAUACAAUCAGUAGUAGUGAUCAGUAGUAGUGCGUCUUCCGCGAGUUAACCAUGAAGCAUGCCUCUAGCAAGUUUGUCGUAGAAGUUUACAAAAAAGAUAAUGAUUAUAGUCUUCAACUGAAUCGUUGGUUCUUGAAAUCGAUAGGAGCUUGGCCGGAAUUAUCAACGAACUCGAUGAUCAAGAAUAUUUUGAUAAAAGUUCUGCAAUUAAUGUGUCAUUCUUUAAUAGCUUUUGCUGUAGUACCUUCUAUACUAUAUAUUCUUUUCGAGGAGAAAGACAUCCGCCUAAAGCUCAAGGCUAUAGGGCCAACGAGUCACUGUCUCAUGGGCGGUAUCAAUUACUGUUCGCUUUUACAUCAUAGCGAUCGGAUACAGAAAUCUGUCAAACAUAUGGAGACCGAUUGGCGUAUGGCGAAGAGAGAGCAUGAUCGGGAAAUGAUGCUGAAAAACGCGAGAAUAGGUCGCGUUAUAGCGGGCGUUUGCGCGCUGAUCAUGCAGGGUGGUGUCCUUUGUUACAACUUAGCGAGAGGAAUGUCACGGAUAGUCGUGAUCGUCGGCAACGAGACGAUUACAACAGGUCGCUUACCAUGUCCGUCUUUCAACAAAAUUGUGGAUACCAGAAUCAGCCCGACAUACGAAGUCGUACUCGCGCUGCAAUGUCUCUCCACUAUCGUGGUGAAUAAUAUCACGAUUAGUGCAUGUGGUCUUGCCGCUGUUUUCGCGAUGCAUGCUUCCGGUCAGCUUAAUGUAGUAAUAUUACGUCUCGAAGAACUCGUCGGUGAAAAACAAGAGCUCUUACAUCUAAGACUAGCGAAUAUCGUGGAGCAUCAUUUACGAGCGUUGAAAUUUCUUUCACGUAUGGAGGUAAUUCUGCGACAGAUAUGUUUUGUAGAAUUAAUUGGAUGUACAUUUAAUUUAUGUAUGCUAGGAUAUUACACCAUUACGGAAUGGUAUGAAGAAAGUAUGAAUACUUUAAUAACAUAUAUCAUGAUACUUACAUCGAUGAUGUUCAAUAUUUUCAUAUUUUGCUUCAUUGGUGAACUAGUAGCAGAUCAGUGCAAAAAAGUCGGUGAGGCAGCUUAUAUGACUAACUGGUAUUAUUUGCCGCAUAAGACUGUCCUCGGUCUAAUUUUAAUAAUUUUGCGAUCAAGAAUUGUAAUCAAAAUCACGGCUGGAAAAAUAUUUCAUAUGUCUAUCCCAACUUUUGGUCUUGUAAUUAAAACAUCAGUUGCAUACCUAAAUAUGCUUCGAACUUUAACUACGUAAAUACUGUGUGACAAAAUAGAAUUAUUUUAAAAUAUAUUCCAUAUAUAGACAAUGUAAAAUAAAAUUUCUUAUAUGUACAUAUUAUAAUAUAUUAUGUACAUAUUAUAAUAUAUAUUUUAAGAAAAAAAACACACAUUCUUUAAGAAAAGAAAAGCCUUACGCAUAUAAUACACGAAUAGCAACACAUAUAAAUCAGGAAGAAGAAUAUUCCCUUUCAUUCUCUUAUAACAGAUAAUAACUAAAAAAUGCACCCUGCCAUGCCACAUAACAUACCUGAUUGCUUGACUGUCUUUAUCCUGGAAGGAAAAUUACACCGCAUUGACAUAUAACCACAUAUUACCCUCCGUUCCAUACAACAAACUGCAAAACUGCAAGUAUUGAUUUCGCGCAAUCCGUCAACCGUAAAA
This is a messenger RNA of Formica exsecta, 2155 nucleotides long. Its product is annotated as odorant receptor 82a-like. Lineage: Eukaryota; Metazoa; Arthropoda; Insecta; Hymenoptera; Formicidae. Gene Ontology annotation, cellular component: plasma membrane. Gene Ontology annotation, biological process: detection of chemical stimulus involved in sensory perception of smell; sensory perception of smell. Bases 534 to 1748 code for a protein of 404 amino acids. The record is from RefSeq and is a predicted model, not a curated record. The transcript has 5 exons. Gene Ontology annotation, molecular function: odorant binding; olfactory receptor activity.